UGUUCUGACAGUUCAGACACGGGCACACUGAUCAUAUGUUCCCGGAAUGACUGCGAAUUCGCGUCGGUAAAAAUAGAAAAAUACUCGUUGAUGUGCUGCGGGAAAGCCACUACCCCGGCCCCAAAGUGGCCCCUUAAAAGUUAAACAAAUGUGCGCGCCGCAAGAUAGUCGUCGCCGAAAGAACCAUAGUGACGAAAGCGUUUAAAUUGAAGUAUCAGCCGCCCCGCAAUUACGAUGAAUGUUUCGCGCGGCGGCAACACAACGCUGGACCUCCAGCCCCUUCUGACGGACAGCGAUGAUAGCAAGGAGCAGGAGGAGAAAAUCGGAGGAUCAGGGGGAGUUUCGCUACACAAUGGAUCUGGUUCGAAGGAGCUGAGCCACCGGGAACGCGAGGACUCUGCGGUAUUCAUAAAGAAGAUCGGCAGCGCGUUGUUCUAUGGACUAUCCUCCUUCAUGAUCACGGUGGUGAACAAGACGGUGCUGACCUCCUAUCACUUCCCCUCGUUUCUGUUCCUCAGCCUGGGCCAACUGACUGCCAGUAUAGUAGUUCUCGGCAUUGGAAAACGCCUAAAACUUGUCUCAUUUCCGCCUCUGCAAAGGAAUACAUUUGCCAAGAUCUUUCCGCUGCCAUUGAUCUUUCUGGGCAACAUGAUGUUCGGUCUAGGCGGGACUAAAACCUUGAGUUUGCCGAUGUUUGCGGCCUUGCGUCGGUUUUCCAUUUUAAUGACAAUGUUGCUGGAGCUUAAAAUCCUUGGACUAAGACCGUCGAAUGCGGUUCAAAUCAGCGUUUACGCCAUGAUCGGUGGAGCCUUGCUGGCAGCCUCUGAUGAUUUGUCGUUCAACAUGAGAGGCUACAUCUAUGUUAUGAUCACCAACGCCUUGACCGCAUCAAACGGAGUGUAUGUGAAAAAAAAACUGGACACCUCAGAGAUCGGAAAGUACGGCCUGAUGUACUACAACUCGCUGUUCAUGUUCCUGCCCGCCCUGGCACUCAAUUAUGCCACAGGAGAUCUGGAUCAGGCGCUGAACUAUGGACAAUGGAACGACUCAGUAUUUGUGCUGCAGUUCUUGCUCAGCUGCGUCAUGGGAUUCAUCUUGUCAUACAGUACAAUCCUGUGCACGCAAUUCAACUCGGCACUGACCACCACAAUUGUGGGCUGCCUGAAGAACAUCUGCGUGACCUAUCUGGGCAUGUUCAUUGGCGGUGACUACGUCUUCUCGUGGCUCAACUGCAUCGGGAUCAACAUCAGCGUGCUGGCGAGUCUGCUGUACACGUAUGUCACUUUCCGACGGAAGCGGGCACCCGAUAAGCAAGCCCACUUGCCCAGCACCCGCGGCGAGAAUGUCUAGCUUCGUCUUAGCUCAAACUCAAGCCAAAGCCAUACGAUAUUUUAAGCGUAUUCCGAACUACGUACUUCGUUCUGCGAUCUUCGAUUUCGUAUUCGAUUUUCCUAUAGGCACACAGCGCAUCGUAUCUGUACAUAUAUCUAGCCAAGUAUCUAAAAAUGUGUAAAAUGUGCAAUUAUGUAAUUUUAAUCACUUUGUACAUUUGUCCGCAUGCAACUGUUUCCUGCAUCGAAAGUGUCAUAAGUAAUAGAAAUACACAGACAUCCAGCUCCCUUUCCGCAAUGGGUGGGCCAGAUAA
Drosophila eugracilis is the source of this 1645-nucleotide messenger RNA. RefSeq names its product UDP-sugar transporter UST74c (gene frc). NCBI's taxonomy places the organism in Eukaryota, Metazoa, Arthropoda, Insecta, Diptera, Drosophilidae. The record is from RefSeq and is a predicted model, not a curated record. Bases 235 to 1350 code for a protein of 371 amino acids. The transcript has a single exon. Gene Ontology annotation, molecular function: GDP-fucose transmembrane transporter activity; antiporter activity. Gene Ontology annotation, cellular component: Golgi apparatus.